Molecule: messenger RNA, 2055 nt
Organism: Aspergillus mulundensis
Lineage: Eukaryota; Fungi; Ascomycota; Eurotiomycetes; Eurotiales; Aspergillaceae
Product: 1,4-alpha-glucan branching enzyme GLC3
Exons: 8
Coding region: 1-2055 (684 amino acids)
Biological process (GO): glycogen biosynthetic process
Cellular component (GO): cytoplasm
Molecular function (GO): 1,4-alpha-glucan branching enzyme activity; hydrolase activity, hydrolyzing O-glycosyl compounds; cation binding
Source: RefSeq, a predicted model, not a curated record
AUGGCUUCCACAGCUCCAUCGGAUGGCACCGGUAUCAUCGACCUUGAUCCGUGGCUGGAGCCCUUCCGCGAAGCUAUCCAACGCCGAUUCAACUAUGUUGAUAGCUGGAUUAAGACCAUUGACGAGGCGGAGGGCGGACUCGAUAAGUUCAGCAAGGGCUACGAGAGAUUCGGCUUCAAUGUCAGCGAUAACGGUGACAUCACCUACAGGGAGUGGGCGCCAAACGCUGUAGAGGCGGCGCUGGUGGGUGACUUCAACAAUUGGGACACCGGGGCUAAUCCGAUGACGAGAAACGACUUUGGCGUCUGGGAGAUUGCCCUCCCUGCGAAGGAUGGUGCGCCCGUAAUACCGCACGAUAGUAAGGUCAAGAUCACGAUGGUUACACGCAGCGGAGAACGGAUAUAUCGGAUUCCCGCAUGGAUAAAACGUGUUGUGCAAGAUCUGGACGUCUCGCCCAUCUACGAGUCUGUGUUCUGGAACCCACCAGAGGCUAAGCGGUACAACUUUCAACAUGGGCGCCCUAAGAAACCCGAAAGUCUACGUAUUUACGAAGCUCACGUCGGCAUCUCGUCUCCGGAAACUAAAGUUGCGACAUACAAAGAGUUCACGGCCAACAUGCUCCCUCGGAUCAAGUACCUCGGCUACAACGCAAUCCAGCUCAUGGCUAUCAUGGAACAUGCCUACUAUGCCAGCUUCGGGUACCAGGUCAACAACUUCUUCGCGGCGAGUAGCCGCUACGGCAAUCCUGAGGACCUGAAAGAACUGGUAGACACGGCGCACAGCAUGGGCUUGGUCGUUCUUCUUGACGUGGUGCACAGUCAUGCAUCCAAGAACGUUGACGACGGCUUGAACAUGUUCGAUGGGAGCGAUCAUCUGUAUUUCCACUCUGGGCCGAAAGGACAGCACGACUUAUGGGACAGUCGACUAUUCAACUAUGGAAACCAUGAGGUUCUGCGUUUCCUCCUCAGCAACCUUCGCUUCUGGAUGGAGGAGUAUGGCUUUGACGGGUUCCGUUUCGACGGUGUCACUAGCAUGCUAUAUACCCAUCACGGUAUUGGGACUGGCUUUUCAGGCGGCUACCACGAAUACUUCGGUCCAGCUGUCGACGAUGACGGCGUGAUGUACCUAGCCCUAGCAAACGAAAUGCUACACCGUCUCUACCCGGAAUGCAUAACAGUCGCAGAAGAUGUAUCCGGAAUGCCAGCAUUAUGCCUUCCACACAGCGUUGGCGGAGUCGGUUUCGACUACCGUCUCGCGAUGGCCAUACCAGACAUGUACAUCAAGCUUCUGAAAGAAAAGUCGGACGCCGAUUGGGACAUUGGCAAUCUUGCCUUCACUUUGACAAACCGUCGUCACGGCGAGAAGACCAUUGCAUACGCAGAAAGCCACGAUCAAGCCCUCGUCGGCGACAAGACCCUGAUGAUGUGGCUCUGCGACAAGGAAAUGUACACCCACAUGUCCGUCCUGACCGAGUUCACACCCAUCAUCGAGCGCGGGAUGGCCCUCCAUAAAAUGAUCCGACUCGUCACCCACGCCCUCGGCGGCGAAGGCUACCUCAACUUUGAAGGCAACGAAUUCGGCCACCCCGAAUGGCUCGACUUCCCUCGCGCCGGCAACAACAACUCCUUCUGGUAUGCGCGCCGCCAGCUAAACCUAACCGAAGACCAUCUACUGCGUUACAAGUUCCUCAACGAGUUCGACCGCGCCAUGCAGCUGACCGAAUCCAAAUACGGCUGGCUCCAUGCGGCACAGGCUUAUAUCUCCCUGAAGCACGAAGGCGACAAGGUCCUUGUCUUUGAGCGGGCAGGUCUCCUAUGGGUCUUCAACUUCCAUCCCACGGAGAGCUUCACCGAUUAUAGGGUCGGCGUUGAGCAGGCCGGGACUUACCGGGUUGUGCUUGAUACUGACGACGAGGCGUUUGGGGGCUUAGGGAGGAUCGAUAAGGGAACCAGGUUCUUCACGAGUGAUAUGGGGUGGAAUGGGAGGCGGAAUUUCCUGCAGGUUUAUAUUCCUACCAGGACUGCUUUGGCGCUAGCUUUGGAGGAAACGCUAUAA